AUGUCUCACCAAAAGUUCUCAGCCCCCAGGCAUGGAUCCCUGGGCUUCUUGCCCUGCAAGCGCAGCAGGAGACAUCGUGGUAAGGUGAAGAGCUUCCCCAAGGAUGACCCUAGCAAGCCAAUUCACCUGACUGCCUUCUUGGGAUACAAGGCUGGCAUGACCCACAUUGUCAGAGAAGUUGACAGACCUGGCUCCAAGGUGAAUAAAAAGGAAGUAGUGGAAGCGGUAACAAUUGUGGAGACUCCUCCUAUGGUCCUUGUUGGCAUUGUGGGUUAUAUUCAGACCCCACGUGGGUUUCAAAACAAUCUUUGCUGAGCACAUCAGUGAUGAAUGUAAGAGGCGAGUCUACAAGAACUGGUACAAAUCUAAGAAGAAGGCUUUCACAAAGUACUACAAAAAGUGGCAGGAUGACGAUGGCAAGAAGCAGCUGGAAAAAGACUUCCUGAGCAUGAAGAAAUAUUGUCAGGUCAUCAGGGUUAUUGCUCACACACAGAUGCGUCUGCUUCCCUUGCGCCAGAAGAAAUCUCACUUAAUGGAAAUCCAGGUUAAUGGAGGCACAAUUUCAGAAAAGGUUGAUUGGGCACGGGAGAAGCUUGAGCAGCAGGUGGCAAUUUCUGGUGUCUUUGGCCAGGACGAAAUGAUUGAUGUGAUUGGUGUCACCAAGGGAAAGGGAUACAAAGGUGUAACUAGCCGUUGGCACACAAAGAAACUGCCCCGUAAGACUCACAGAGGUCUCCGCAAGGUGGCUUGUAUUGGCGCUUGGCAUCCUGCUCGUGUGGCAUUCUCUGUAGCCCGUGCCGGUUAGAAGGGUUACCACCAUCGUACAGAAAUUAACAAAAAGAUUUACAAAAUUGGUCAAGGCUACCACAAAAAGGAUGGCAAGCUUGUAAAGAGCAAUGCUUCAACUGAUUAUAAUCUGUCAGACAAGAGCAUCAACCCUCUGGGUGGAUUUGUCCACUAUGGAGAAGUGAAGAAUGACUUUAUCAUGCUGAAAGGUUGUGUCAUUGGGACCAAGAAGAGGGUUCUCACUCUUCGCAAGUCUCGCCUCGUCCAGACAAGCCGUCGUGCACUGGAGAGGAUAGACCUCAAAUUCAUUGACACGACUUCAAAAUUCGGGCACGGUCGCUUCCAGACACCCGAAGAAAAGAAGGCUUUCAUGGGACCACUCAAGAAAGACCGUGUGGCAAAGGAGGAGACUGCAUAA
Pelobates cultripes (western spadefoot toad) is the source of this 1204-nucleotide messenger RNA. The record is from the annotation of a GenBank genome assembly. NCBI's taxonomy places the organism in Eukaryota, Metazoa, Chordata, Amphibia, Anura, Pelobatidae.